Messenger RNA from Spizellomyces punctatus DAOM BR117, 1738 nucleotides. Its product is annotated as lysine-tRNA ligase. The transcript has 6 exons. Gene Ontology annotation, cellular component: cytoplasm; cytosol. Bases 36 to 1634 code for a protein of 532 amino acids. Gene Ontology annotation, molecular function: ATP binding; tRNA binding; lysine-tRNA ligase activity. NCBI's taxonomy places the organism in Eukaryota, Fungi, Chytridiomycota, Chytridiomycetes, Spizellomycetales, Spizellomycetaceae. Gene Ontology annotation, biological process: lysyl-tRNA aminoacylation. The record is from RefSeq and is a predicted model, not a curated record.
ACUUCCAUGUAGGAUUUGAGAUCGUUCCAUUCGGCAUGCUUCGCCGACGAAUCCUCCCACUGGCCGUGUUCCUAGCUCGGCGGACGCACACCAAACCUCGAGCGGGCGCUCCUACUCCUGAGGAAUACAAGCAGUAUAGACUUGACUCACUGCAGCAGCUCAAUGUAUCUCCAUAUCCUCGCUUUCGAGUCUCUCCUUCUCUCUUGUCUUGUGGUGAAUUCAACGCCAAAUUCCACGAGCAGUUUGAAAAAGGAGAAUGGAAGCGAGAAGAACAUUAUGUCCUAACUGGAAGAGUCACCUCACGGCGCGAUGCUUCUCGGAAACUCGUUUUUCUCGACAUUCAACGUGGAUCGGACCGCACGCAAAUAAUUGUGAAAAAGAACGAGUACGAGAGUGAGGAUGGCUACAAGAGCAUCGUUGCAAGUGUCAGAGAAGGUGAUAUUGUAGAGGCCGCUGGAUAUCCGGGCAGAUCUCCAGCCGGCGAACUGUCUCUCGUCGCUCGAUCGCUGACACUCCUUGCACCCUGUUUGCAUCGAAUACCUAAAGGACAAGGCCUAUUGGAUCCUGAAACACGGUUUCGAGCCCGGUACCUGGACCUGAUUGCCAACAAUGAGACGAUUCACAUUUUUAGGAAGCGAGCUGAGGCCGUACAAUACAUUCGCAACUAUCUUGUUUCCAGAGGUUUUCUGGAAGUGGAGACCCCAAUAUUAGGCGCUCAAGCUGGAGGUGCCAACGCAAGGCCUUUUAAAACUACGAGCAAUGCUCUAGGCUUGGACAUGUUCUUGCGGGUUGCUCCAGAGCUGUACCUGAAGCAACUGGUAAUUGGCGGAAUUGACAAAGUCUUUGAAAUGGGGAAGCAGUUUCGAAACGAAGGCAUCGAUACGACCCACAACCCUGAGUUUACAACCUGCGAAUUUUACCAAGCGUAUACAGAUCUGGAGAGCGUUAUGGAUAUGACGGAGGAUCUUUUGCGAGGACUCGUGUUUACACUGCAAGGGACGUAUCAAAUACCAUAUACUGUACAUGGUCCUAAUGGUGAAAUGCAAACGAUUGAAAUUGAUUUCGAAAAGCCUUUUAAGCGUGUGGACGUGCUGGAAGCACUCGAACGGUCGUUUGGCAAAGUCCCCGACCUAGAGGAUCCCGCAUCCACUGCCGCUCUGUUAACUAUCUGCAAAACCCACAAUAUCCGCGUAUCACAGCCGCAUACCGUCGCCCGCAUCCUCGACAAAAUGAUCUCUACGUCAAUUGAACCCAACUGCACACAACCCACAUUUCUCCUCAACCACCCCGUCGCUCUCUCUCCCUUAGCCAAGCGCUCCUCACCAACGAGUCCCACCACCUCCCGCUUCGAGUUAUUUAUCGCUUCGAAGGAAUUAGUGAACGCCUACGAGGAAUUGAACGAACCAUCGGAACAACGUCAAAGAUUUAUGGAGCAAGCUCGGGAUCGGGAGGUGGGGGAUUUAGAAGCUCAGGUGGCCGAUGAAGGAUUUUGCGAAGCACUUGAAUAUGGAUUGCCUCCCACGACUGGAUGGGGUUUGGGCGUCGAUCGGCUUUGCAUGCUUUUGGUGGGCGUGAGACGGAUUAGGGAGGUGAUUGCGUUUCCAAUUUUGGGCCAUGGUGAAAAAAAUGCAUAAGCUCCAUAUAUAACAUCAUCUAGUUGAGGCUAUUUAUAAGAGAUACAAGGGAAGCACAGUGUUGAUCAUCCUUUCAAAACCCUGUCCAACUUUUUCGAUACUCC